CAGAGCUGCUUCUAUUUACUGCUUCAGCUGAGAUAUGGCUACCAUCAUCCAUGUGCCAUCUGAAGACCAGUUUCUCUGCUCCAUCUGUCUGGAUGUGUUCACUGAUCCGGUCACCACAUCAUGUGGACACAACUUCUGCAAAAAGUGCAUCACCGCGCACUGGGAUAACAGCGACCAGUACCUGUGUCCCAUGUGUAAGAUGGUUUUUAACCCACGACCUGAGCUACACGUCAACACUUUUAUCUCAGAGAUGGUGGAGCAGUUCAGACAGAACAGUCGACAGGAAGUGAACAGCAGCAGCUCAGAGCUACGAGCUGCCAAAGCAGGAGAAGUUCCCUGUGACGUCUGCACUGCCUCCAAACUGAAGGCGCUGAAGUCCUGCCUGGUGUGUCUGACCUCCUACUGUGACGCUCAUCUACAGCCUCAUCUGACCGUUUCAGGCCUGAGCCGACAUCAGCUGAUCGACCCGGUGGAGAACCUGGAGGACAGGAUGUGUAGGGAACACAACAAAGCUCUGGAGCUGCUCUAUAAAAGCGACCGCACAUGUGUCUGCAUGAUCUGCACAGUUUUAGACCACAAGAACCACAACAUAGUUCCUCUGAAGGAAGAAUAUGAAAGAGUGAGGGCAGAGCUGAGGAGGACGGGGGCUGAACUCAUGCAAAUGAUCCAGGAGAGAUGACUGAAGAUCCAGGAGAUCCAACGGUCAGUGGAGCUCAGUAAGAAAACUGCAGACAGAGAGACAGCAGAAGGUGUUGAGGUCUACACUGCUCUGAUGGAGUCUGUUCAGAGAAGUCUGAACCAGUUCAAAGAGAAGAUCCAAGAAAAGCAGAGAACCACCGAGAAACAGGCUGAAGACGUCAUCAAAGAGCUGGAACAGGAAAUCUGUGAGCUGGAGAAGAGAAGCACUGAGGUGGAGCAGCUCUCAGGUUCUGAAGACCAGCUCCACUUGGUCCAAACGUCCACAUCUGUUGAAUCUGCUCCGCCCAUGAAGACCUGGGGAAAGGUCAGCGUCCGUCCACCGGCAUACGAGGACACUGUGGUGGAAGCCGUGACUCAGCUGGAGGACGAACUCAGAAAAGUGAUGAUGUCGGUGAAAGGUGAGAUAAGGAGGGUCCAGCGGUUCGAGGUGGACGUGACUCUGGAUCCAGAUACAGCUCAUCCUAGACUCGUCCUGUCUGACGAUGGGAAACAGGUUCAUGACGGUGGAUGUUGGAGGAAGCUUCCAGACAAUCCACAGAGGUUUUCUCAUUCACCCUCUGUUUUAGGAAAGCAGAGUUUCUCUUCAGGCAGAUUUUAUUUUGAGGUUCAGGUCAAAGGGGUGACUCACUGGACUUUAGGAGUGGUCAAGGAGUCCAUAAACAGGAAGCAACGUGUCACACUCAGACCUGAGAGCAGUAACUGGACCAUGGGUUUGAGAAAUGGAGAUCACUACUAUGGUUAUGGUAGUCCUCCUGUCUGUCUGCAGCUGAAGUCUAGUCCUCAGAAGGUGGGAGUGUUUGUGGAUUAUGAGGAGGGUCUGGUCUCAUUUUACGACGUAGAUACUGCAGAGCUCACCUAUUCCAUGACUGGCUGCUGCUUCGAGGAGAAACUCCGCCCUUAUUUCAGUCUCAGUGGAAUGACUGUGCUCCUGUGAUCAUCACUCCUGUCAGAAAAACACUGUGUUAUUCUUAAAAGGUCCCAGUUGUCUUUGGACGCUCCUUUUAUAACACAGUUCGGACUGGAAAAUGGAAUG
Molecule: messenger RNA, 1732 nt
Organism: Sphaeramia orbicularis (orbiculate cardinalfish)
Lineage: Eukaryota; Metazoa; Chordata; Actinopteri; Kurtiformes; Apogonidae
Product: E3 ubiquitin/ISG15 ligase TRIM25-like
Exons: 2
Coding region: 773-1633 (286 amino acids)
Molecular function (GO): protein binding; zinc ion binding
Source: RefSeq, a predicted model, not a curated record